This is a messenger RNA of Indicator indicator, 1556 nucleotides long. RefSeq names its product serum amyloid A like 1 (gene SAAL1). Lineage: Eukaryota; Metazoa; Chordata; Aves; Piciformes; Indicatoridae. The transcript has 12 exons. Bases 1 to 1413 code for a protein of 470 amino acids. The record is from RefSeq and is a predicted model, not a curated record.
AUGGACCGGAACCCCUCGCCGCCGUCCAGCGAGGCGGAGGAGGAGGAGGGGGAUGCGGUGGGGAACACGGUGUACAGCAAGCACUGGCUGUUCAGCAUCCUCACCCGCCUCAUCGAGGUGAUUAGCCCCGAGAAGACGGAGCCCACCGGGAGUCCUGAGCGAAGCCAGACGGAGCUAGACGAAGAGAUGGAGAACGACAUUUGCAAAGUGUGGGACAUGUCGAUGGACGAGGAUGUUGCUUUAUUUCUUCAGGAGUUCAACGCCCCUGAUAUAUUCAUGGGAGUUUUUGCCAAGUCAAAAUGCCCUCGUCUUACUGAAAUCUGUGUGGGAAUAUUAGGAAAUAUGGCCUGUUUCCAAGACAUAUGCAUGUCCCUCAGUAAAGAUGAGAAUCUUGGGCAAGUGCUCUUGCAACGUUUGUGCGAUUCAGACUCCCCAACUCUUCUGGAAACAAGCAGGUUGUUGUUAACUUGCCUCUCCCAGCCUGAGGUGGCCAAUGUCUGGGUGGAGAGAAUCCGAGAAAACCCUUCUGUGUACGACUGUGUUUGCUUUAUCAUGUCCAGCUCUACAAAUGUUGAAUUGCUGGUAAAAGUGGGUGAAGUGGUGGACAAACUUUUUGAUCUAGAUGAAGAGCUAAUGUUAAACUGGAUUAAAAAUGGCAGUUGUCGGUCUGUGGGACCAUCUGUAGAUGAUUCCCCUGAAGAACUUCCAGAUUUUAAGAUUGUGCCUUGUAUACUUGAAGCAGCCAAACAAGUCCGAUCAGAUAAUCCGGAAGGACUUGAUGUUUAUAUGCAUAUUUUGCAGCUCCUGACCACAGUGGAUGAGGGUAUUCAGGCUAUUGUGCAGGCUCCUGAUGGAGGAAAAGAGACUUGGAGUUUGCUUUAUGACCUUGUUUGCCAUGAGCUCUGCCAGACGGACGAUCCACCGAUCAUUGUGCAGGAGCAGAAGACUGUGUUGGCUUCUAUUUUGUCUGUGCUGUCUGCUAUGUUUGCUUCCCAGACAGAACAAGAAUACACCAAGAUGAGGAAAAUAGAUAUGCCUCUGAUUGGGAGCUUGAUUCGUAUCUUGCAAUACAUGGAGGGCUGUGGGAAGAGAUCUCUUGAUAACUCAAAGGAGUCUGAACAAGAAGAGACUGGAAGGGCUGAUAUAAAUGAGGAGGAUUUCCAUUUAAAAAUUUUGAAGGAUAUUUGCUGUGAAUUACUUUCCAAUAUGCUUCAAGAACUGACCAAGGAGAAUACAUUGGAAGGACUACACCAGGGGCAUUUAAACGAGCAGACAUGUUCCUGUGCAUUUCAGAACCUCUUACCAUUGUAUUUUGCAUCGGUGGAGAGUUUCCUUGAAGUUCUGCGUGAGGCUGACCGGGCACUGGCUGACAAUCUGGAGAAGCGUUUCCCAAGCCUGAAGGUUCACACCUAAGAGUGCACAUAAAAUAUUUUCCUUCUUUGGAUUGAAGAGUUUUGACCUUUUCAUUACAGUGUUUCAGAAAUCAAGUUUUCAGUAAAUACAGGAGAAUGAAGCAACCUCCUUACCAAAAGGUGGCUUUUAAGAAAUGUGCGAGG